Molecule: messenger RNA, 786 nt
Organism: Mytilus trossulus (common blue mussel)
Lineage: Eukaryota; Metazoa; Mollusca; Bivalvia; Mytilida; Mytilidae
Product: E3 ubiquitin/ISG15 ligase TRIM25-like
Exons: 1
Coding region: 1-786 (261 amino acids)
Molecular function (GO): zinc ion binding
Source: RefSeq, a predicted model, not a curated record
AUGGCUACAAAUACAUCAUUGUGUGCUAUAUGUAAUCUACGACAUCUUACCACAUCGUCCACACACUGGUGUCCAGAAUGUGAGGAAGCACUUUGCGUUGAAUGUAAAGAACAUCACAUUAUAUCGAAAGCUUCCCGGGGUCACAACGUCAUCCCUAUAUCAGAAUACAAUAGUUUACCUCCGUUCAUCGCCAGCAUCAACAUAUUCUGUACUUAUCACAAUGAGAAGUACACACAAUACUGUGUAAAGCACGAGGUUCCUAUUUGUUACAAAUGUAUCAAAGAACAUGGACACUGCGAUGAACUAACAAUUAUUGAAGAUGUUGCACUGGGCAUGAAAUCAUCCAAAGUGUUCAGAGAAAUGGAACAAAGUGUAAACGAUAUAAUGGUUAAUAUCAACCGAAUCCGAAGUGACAGGGAGUCCAAUUUGAAAAUCUUGAAAGUGAAAAAGACACAAAUCUUCGAAGUUGUAAGUCGCUUUAAAGAAACAAUUACACGGUACCUCGAUAGGUUGCAAGAAGAUUUCAUGACCGAACUUGACAAAGUAGAAGCGGAAUGUUGCGAUAAGAUCGAAUCAAUCGUUUCCUCACUCAAUGCUCAAUAUGAAGAGAUGAUUCAGUGCAACGCAGAAAUCGAAAACAUAAAGAAGUAUGUCUCCGAUAUACAAUCAUUUCUUGGUGUGAAAAAAAUCCAGAAGAACAUCACUCAAAAUGAGCAGUUGAUUCAGUCAAUGGUUCAAAAUAAACUUGUAGAAAAAGUCAGCUUGGAUUUUACCUUCGAUACUUAA